Molecule: messenger RNA, 1583 nt
Organism: Neltuma alba
Lineage: Eukaryota; Viridiplantae; Streptophyta; Magnoliopsida; Fabales; Fabaceae
Product: cystathionine beta-lyase, chloroplastic-like
Exons: 13
Coding region: 46-1380 (444 amino acids)
Biological process (GO): transsulfuration
Cellular component (GO): cytoplasm
Molecular function (GO): carbon-sulfur lyase activity; pyridoxal phosphate binding
Source: RefSeq, a predicted model, not a curated record
AGCAAAAACCUCUAGCUAGCUCUUUCUUAGCCUUGUUCUUCAGAUAUGGCAUUGUCUUCAACUUUUCUUAACCCCCUCGCUACUUCGGUCACUCUUAAUCCCCACCCUAAGAUCAAAAAUGCUGGAAAGAGCUUCAGAGUAAAUUGCUUAAUCAAAAUUGAGCAGACUGUGACCAAACCGGCUGUUGUGGAAUCCCCUGCGGUUCCAGCUGGUGAUGAAAAAGUUGUGAAAGAUCCAAGUAUGUCCACAGUGUUGGUGAAUUACCAUGCUGAUUGGGAUCCUUUUCAUGCAACCUCUACUCCAAUUUACCAAACUGCCACUUUCAAAAUGAAAUCUGCGACGGAAUUUGGUGAAUAUGGCUAUUCAAGAAGUGCAAAUCCUACCCGAAACACUUUGGAAAAGUUAUUAGCAAAGCUUGACAACGCAGAAUACGCCUAUUGCUUCAGCAGUGGAAUGUCUGCUUUGACUGCUGUUUGUGAACUUGUUAAUCCUGGUGAUGAAAUCAUUACUGUUCUGGAUAUCUAUGGGGGUUCAUAUAACUUCAUAAACAAUCUAAUGGCAAGGAAGGAAGGAAUUAAAGUGACCAAAGUAGACACAAGUGAUAUAGAGAAGUUUAAGGAAGCUAUGUCUGAUAAUGUUAAGUUGGUGUGGCUGGAGACUCCCAGUAAUCCUCAGCUAAAAAUAUCUGAUAUCCGAAAAAUGUCGGAGAUAGCUCAUGCACACGGAGCUAUUUUAUUUCUUGACAAUAGCGUAAUGUCCCCGGUGUUAAGUCAGCCAUUGGAUCUUGGAGCGGAUAUUGUUAUGCAUUCGGCUACGAAGUUCAUUGCUGGAAACAGUAGUUGCCUGGCUGGUAGCCUUGCUACGAAUAGGAAAGACUUGGCGGAUCACAUAAACUCUUAUAAAAAUGCGACCGGUUGUGGUUUGUCUCCCAAGGACUCUUGGAUAUGUUUGGAAGGAAUCAAAACUAUGGCCUUGCGAGUUCAUGAGAAACAGAAAAAUGCACAAAUUAUUGCCGAGUUUCUUGCCAGCCAUCCAAAAAUAAAGAAGAUACACUAUCCUGGUCUUAAAGCUGAUCCUGGAUAUGAACUCCAUAAAUCUCAGGCAUCAGGGCCAGGAUCUGUGCUUAGCUUUACAACAGACUCACUGCCACUCUCAAAGCAGAUCGUGGAACAGACUAAAUAUUUUAGCAUGACUGUUAGUUUUGGUGGUGUGGGUUCCUCCAUAUGCUUGCCUUGGUAUACAUCCCAUGGCGGUAUGAGUGACAAAGAGAAAGAAGAAGCAGGUUUAACUAAAGAUCUUGUGCGUGUUUCUGUGGGAAUUGAGGAUGUUAAAGAUCUUAUUAAUGAUCUUAACAAUGCACUCUCAAUUGUGCCGCUUUGAACUUCAUGUGUCAGACCUACGGCUUACGUGCUUCAAAUAAUGAGAAGAUCGAGGAUGUUGAUGAUUAUUUGGUGGUGGUUCUAUUACCAUGUUCUAUUUCUUCUUCUUCUUUUGUUGUUUUCUAUUUGCAUUAUUGUACUUGGCUGCAACAAUUUGGAAUAAUAAUAAUAAGCUUGUUAAACAUAGGCAUUUUUAUUAUCUCA